Molecule: messenger RNA, 4314 nt
Organism: Penicillium cataractarum
Lineage: Eukaryota; Fungi; Ascomycota; Eurotiomycetes; Eurotiales; Aspergillaceae
Exons: 3
Coding region: 1-4314 (1437 amino acids)
Biological process (GO): transmembrane transport
Cellular component (GO): membrane
Molecular function (GO): ABC-type transporter activity; ATP binding; ATP hydrolysis activity
Source: RefSeq, a predicted model, not a curated record
AUGGAGGACCACGAAAAAGAAAAAGAAUACGAUAGUACCUCACCUCCUGGAACGGCUACCGAAGAAGGAAAUGGAAAUUACUUCAAUACCCUCGCCGUUCCUGAAAUCAAUCUCCGUGAAGCCAGCAGUGCUGAAACCCUAACUCCUCACCCUUCCGUUGUCUCGCCUCCCAAGAAAGCUGCAGAAUGGCAUAUGACACCGCAAGUUAUUCGAAACGCCGAACGUGAAGAAGCAGCUGGUUUCAAAAGGCGUGAGCUAGGAGUCACUUGGCAAGAUCUAUCGGUCGAGGUUCUCGCUGCCGAAGCGGCAGUUAAAGAGAACAUGAUCUCCCAAUUCAACGUUCCUCAGCUUAUCAAAGAUUUCCGCCGCAAACCACCACUCAAGUCGAUUUUGUCAAACAGCCAUGGAUGUGUUAAGCCCGGAGAAAUGCUUCUCGUUCUUGGAAGACCCGGAUCCGGAUGCACCACUCUUCUCAAGAUGCUUGCCAACCGCCGCGAAGGAUAUAAAAACAUCACCGGAGAUGUCAGAUUCGGAAACAUGACUCCGGAAGAAGCAUCAAGAUACCAGGGCCAGAUUGUGAUGAACACCGAGGAAGAACUCUUUUACCCUCGUUUGACAGUGGGUCAGACAAUGGAGUUCGCUACCAAGCUCAAGGUCCCUUACCACCUUCCUGGCGAAGCGAAGAGCGUUGCCGAAUAUACCGCCGAGACGAAGCAAUUCCUUCUCGAGUCUAUGGGAAUCGCCCAUACUGCCGACACAAAAGUUGGCAAUGAAUUCGUCCGAGGUGUCAGUGGUGGAGAAAGAAAGCGAGUGUCUAUUAUUGAGUGCCUUGCAACAAGAGGCUCUGUUUUUACUUGGGACAACUCAACGAGAGGACUCGACGCUUCCACGGCCCUAGAGUGGGCCAAAGCCCUUCGCGCCAUGACCGACGUCCAAGGUCUCUCGACCAUUGUGACCCUUUACCAAGCUGGAAAUGGAAUUUAUAAUCUCUUCGACAAAGUUCUCGUCCUCGACGAAGGAAAGCAGAUCUACUACGGCCCUGCCGCAGAAGCGAAACCUUUCAUGGAGAAGCUUGGAUUUGUGUACACGGAUGGUGCCAAUAUUGGUGAUUUCCUCACGGGUGUGACUGUUCCGACCGAGCGAAAGAUCAGACCUGGUUGGGAAAACCGGUUCCCCAGGACGGCCGACGCUAUUUUGACCGAGUACCAGAACUCGGCGACAUACAAGAACGAAGUCUCUCUAUACGGAUAUCCGGACACUGAGAUUGCUGCCGAACGCACUGAAGCAUUCAAGGAAUCUGUCGCCUGGGAGAAGUCUAAACACUUACCCAAGGGCAGUGACCUGACCACUAGCUUCUGGGCCCAGCUCAUGUCAUGCACCGCCAGACAAUACCAAAUCCUCUGGGGCGAGAAGAGCACGUUCCUGAUCAAACAGAUUCUGUCUUGUGUCAUGGCCUUAAUUGCUGGGUCUUGCUUCUACAACUCUCCCGACACCUCUGCCGGUCUCUUCACCAAGGGUGGUGCCGUCUUCUUCUCUUUGCUGUAUAACUGCAUUGUGGCCAUGUCUGAAGUCACCGAAUCUUUCAAAGGUCGUCCUAUUUUGACAAAACACAAGUCCUUUGCCAUGUAUCACCCGGCUGCGUUCUGUCUGGCCCAGAUUACCGCGGAUUUCCCGGUUUUGCUGUUCCAAUGCACAAUCUUUUCGGUUGUUAUCUAUUGGAUGGUUGGAUUGAAGCAUACUGCGGCGGCGUUUUUCACUUUCUGGGCUAUCCUUUUCACCACAACUUUGUGCAUCACAGCAUUGUUCAGAUUCAUCGGAGCUGCCUUCAGUACUUUCGAAGCUGCAUCCAAGAUCAGUGGUACUGCUGUCAAGGGAAUCGUCAUGUAUGCAGGUUAUAUGAUUCCAAAGCCACAGAUCAAGAACUGGUUCCUCGAGUUAUACUACACCAAUCCCUUCGCAUAUGCAUUCCAAGCUGCGUUGACUAACGAAUUCCACGGCCAGCACAUCGACUGCGUUGGCGGAAAUCUUAUUCCCAGUGGCCCAGGAUACGAGGAUGUUGGAUCUUCCUAUAAAGCCUGCGCUGGAGUUGGCGGUGCUCUUCCCGGUGCGGAUUAUGUGACUGGCGACCAGUAUCUUUCUUCCCUACACUACAAGCACUCUCAGAUGUGGCGAAACUUCGGUGUCGUCUGGGCCUGGUGGGGCUUUUUCGCUGUGCUGACGGUCGUCUUCACUUGUUUCUGGAAAUCUGGUGCUGCAUCUGGUUCUUCACUUCUUAUUCCCCGCGAGAAUCUCAAGAAACACCAAGUUGGCAGCGAUGAAGAGGCUCAAAAUAAUGAAAAACGUGCCGCUCGGACGACCACCGAUGAGCCAGUUCAAGUCGACGACGAUAACCUUGUUCGCAACACCUCCAUCUUCACGUGGAAGAACCUCACCUAUACAGUCAAAACACCAACUGGAGACCGAGUCCUCCUGGACAAUAUCAAUGGAUGGGUGAAACCUGGCAUGCUUGGUGCCCUAAUGGGAUCUUCUGGAGCCGGCAAAACAACCCUUCUUGAUGUUCUCGCGCAACGCAAGACGGAAGGUACCAUUAAAGGCUCCAUUUUGGUUGACGGUCGCGAAUUACCCGUGUCUUUCCAGAGAAUGGCUGGAUACUGUGAGCAGUUGGAUGUUCACGAGUCUUACGCCACUGUGAGAGAAGCCCUGGAGUUUUCUGCUCUCCUGCGACAGUCUCGAGAUACCCCCAAGGCCGAGAAGCUCAAAUACGUGGAUACGAUCAUUGACCUCUUGGAACUGCACGACCUUGCCGACACUCUGAUUGGUAGUGUGGGUAAUGGUCUAUCCGUUGAACAGCGCAAGCGUGUGACGAUUGGUGUGGAACUCGUCUCUAAGCCUAGUAUUCUCAUCUUCUUGGAUGAGCCUACUUCGGGUCUCGAUGGUCAAUCGGCUUAUAACACAGUCCGGUUCCUUCGGAAACUGGCGGAUGUAGGUCAAGCAGUCCUCGUCACGAUUCACCAGCCUUCUGCUCAGCUCUUCGCCCAAUUUGAUACCCUUCUUCUCCUUGCCAGAGGUGGCAAAACGGUCUACUUUGGUGAUAUCGGCGACAACGGAGCCACGAUCAAGCAGUACUUUGGCAAGUACGGGGCUAUCUGCCCUCAAGAGGCGAACCCAGCAGAGUUCAUGAUUGACGUCGUUACCGGUGGUAUCCAAGAAGUGAAGGACAAGGAUUGGCAUCAGAUCUGGCUCGACUCUCCAGAGCAGCAUCAGAUGGUCACCGAACUAGACCGAAUGAUCGCCGAUGCUGCUAGUAAGCCGCCAGGUACCGUCAAUGAUGGCUAUGAGUUUUCGAUGCCUCUCUGGGAACAGAUCAAGAUUGUCACUCAGCGCAUGAAUGUAUCGCUCUUCCGCAAUACGGCCUAUGUCAACAACAAGUUCUCGCUUCACAUUAUCUCCGCAAUGCUGAACGGAUUCUCGUUCUGGCGGCCUGGUCCAAGUGUGUCGGCAUUGCAGCUGAAGAUGUUCACUAUCUUCAAUUUUGUCUUCGUUGCUCCAGGUGUCAUCAAUCAACUGCAGCCCCUCUUCAUCCAGCGUCGUGAUAUCUACGAUGCUCGCGAAAAGAAGUCCAAGAUGUAUUCCUGGGUUGCCUUCGUCACUGGUCUUAUCGUUUCUGAAUUCCCAUACCUGUGCAUUUGUGCCGUUCUCUACUUUGUUUGCUGGUACUGGCCCGUCUGGAGAUUGCCUCAUGACUCCGACCGUUCUGGAGCUAUCUUCUUCAUGAUGUUGAUCUACGAGUUCAUCUACACUGGUAUCGGCCAGUUCAUUGCUGCCUACGCACCGAACCCGACCUUUGCAGCACUCGUUAACCCACUCAUCAUCAGUGUUCUUGUUCUCUUCUGUGGUGUGUUCGUGCCAUACGAUCAGCUGAACGUGUUCUGGAAGUACUGGAUGUAUUACCUCAACCCAUUCAACUAUGUCGUCAACGGCAUGUUGACUUUCGGUCUCUGGGGCCAGAAAGUCACCUGUAAUGAGAGCGAGUAUGCAAUCUUCGACCCGACAAAUGGUACUUGCGGCGAGUAUCUGGCGACUUACAUGAGUGGCAAGGGUAGCGGAGUCAAUCUGCUUAAUCCGGGCGCUACCUCAGGCUGCAAGGUCUGCGAGUACACAACUGGCAGUGACUUCUUGCAGACACUCAACGUCAACCACUACUAUUAUGGAUGGAGAGAUGCGGGCAUCACCGUCAUCUAUGCUAUCUCGGGCUAUGCACUUGUGUUUGGUCUGAUGAAGCUUCGGACCAAGGCGUCCAAGAAGGCAGAGUAG